Messenger RNA from Hyla sarda, 2702 nucleotides. RefSeq names its product testis expressed 9 (gene TEX9). The record is from RefSeq and is a predicted model, not a curated record. Bases 87 to 1271 code for a protein of 394 amino acids. Lineage: Eukaryota; Metazoa; Chordata; Amphibia; Anura; Hylidae. The transcript has 12 exons.
CCGCCUUGUGCAGGUCUCGCGGUAGCCUGAAUCUUUGUUGCUUAGCAACAGAAUGCGGCGCCUUAACGUAACCUGAAGCCCGUCCGAUGGCGGAGAGCCGGAGAUCCGCGGCUAUGUCCAGCAAGGUAAAGAAAAACAAAGGAGUUGGACCCCCUACAGUGGGCACAGUGAAAAAGACCACUCAAGAUGAUCUGCUGGCUAAAGAAGAAGAAUACAAGCGACUAAAUGCUGAACUAGAAGCAAAAACAGCUGUGCUGGUCCGUGAAGCUGAAGAGAUGAUGAGAGAGCAGCAAAAGAUCAUAUCACGACCAGCACUGUCGCAGGUUAAGCUUUUUGAUGAAGACGAGGAGGAAAGUUUAAGAAAACUGAUCUUUCCAGAAGUACCAACUUUAACCCUUCCCUGUAAGACUGAUGGUAAAACAGACACAAAACCUUCAGCGCGGAACAGACCACAUACUGCAACCUCUGCAAAAAAACAAGUACCAAGGCCUCGACCUAAAACAGCCGACACACGUAUUGCCAAUGACGUUGCAAUCCCAGCAGAUAUUGCAGACUUCUCUCUUGCAAAAACCAUUAGCAAGAUUGAAAGCAAACUGGCUGAGGGCGAACUGCCUGAAAACGCUGAAGAUGACGUCAUUCCAGGAAUAAACAAUGAAAUUGGAGCAGAGGCUCAGAUCAGAUUUCUGAAAGCAAAGUUACGAGUAAUGCAGGAAGAGCUGGACAGCGUUACUCAUGAAUGCAAUAAGAAGGACGAUGAAAACCGCAGCCUUACGUCUCGGGUAAAAGACCUUGAAGAGGAGCGUGUGAGGCUACAGAGAACAGCCAAUAUACAGCAGACCCAGGCAGACAAAUAUAAAGCUCUAUUUGAAGAAGCUAAUAAGAAGAGUGAUGGCUUACAACACCAACUUUCCGCAUUAGAGAAGGAACUGGAAAAUGUUAAAAGAAUACAGAAACAGUCUGCGAGCAAUCAAAGUGCAACCGAGGUUCGCCUGAACAGAGCCAUGGAGGAAGCAGAUAAAUACAAAAUGGAACUCAAUAAACUUAAACAAAGUAACAAGGAUAUCGCUAACCAAGAGAGGAAAAAGAUUGAAGAAUUGAAACUUGAAAAUAAGAAGCUUGAGAAGCAGAAAGCAGAAUUGAUGGCUGGAUUUAAAAAACAACUCAAGCUUAUUGAUAUUUUAAAAAGGCAAAAGAUGCACAUUGAAUCAGCCAAGAUGCUGUCUUUUACAGAAGAAGAGUUCAUGAAGGCACUAGAGUGGGGGGUCUCCUGAAGUCUGAGCACAUAGAAAUGUUUGAACUGUACAUAACAUAUUUGUUCAAAGGAGUUUUGUAGUGAAAUAUAACUUAUCCCCUAUCCAAAGGAUAGAUGGGGGGGGGCAGACUACUGGGACCCUCCUGCGAUCUCCUGAACUGGGCCCGGCAGUCUGCUGGAAGGGUGCGUGCCAACGCCCGCACGGAGCGGUGGCCGACACACUCUCUCCAUGUAUCCCAUAGAGAUACACAGAAGGGGCGUAUCGGCCUCGGCCUCCUGUGGUGGGUCGGAACAACAGACUGCCAAGGCCCCGUUCAGGAGAUCACGGGGGGUCCCAGUGGUUGGACCACGUUGAUCUAUAACCUAUCCCCUAUCCUUUGGAUAGGGGAUAAGUUAUAUUUCACUGCACUAUUCCUUUAAAGUUGUAAAGAAUUUUCAAUUCGAUGCUCAGCAUAAGGCUAGGAUUCCACUGAGGUUUUUUUCCCACCAGCAAAAAUGCCAGGAAAAACUGCCACAGCUUCUUCCUGCAUUUUGGCAGUUUUACUGGUGUUUUUCAUGUGUAUGGAAACAGCCAAAUUUGUCCCCUGUGGCAGUUUUCUCACUGUCUUCAGGUACCACUCUGUGGGUUGGAUGCUGAGCGCCCAGUGCACAGAGUGUAAGGAGAUGAGGAGUGAUGUAUAGCAUCACUACUCAGCUCCCCUGGCCGUAUAGUAUACAGGGGGGCAUAGUGUACCCGUGUAUACUAUACAGAAGCCGGGAAUCCUGUCACCAGACUGACAGGACUCCCUGCUCCUAUAGCCCCUUUGGGCGGUAUACAGUAUAUACAGCUAUCUAUAGAUAUCUGUAUAAAGUGUAUACAGAAGAUGAGGUCCACUUACCUCCCUCACUCCCUGUCCCUCCUGGGUCCAUGCAGCUCUGCCCCCUAGUGAUGACAUCAUUAGGGCGGAGCUACAGACGGGAGCCAGGCUGGUAAGGGUGUGAGUCUCUGUUCACAUUGUCCAUUUUGUAUAAUGUGAACAGACCCUUCUGGCAGUGUCCUCUCAGACAGGGAGACUCCAGCUGUUGCUAUAUUACAACUCCUAGCAUGCCCAGACAGCCAAAGGCUGUCUGGGCAUGCUGGGAGUUGUAGUUUUGCAACAAUUGGAGGCUCUCUGUUUGGGAAAACACUGCAUUAUGGGCACUUUCCCCAGCGGAGAGUGCCAAAAAUGUCCUAAACAAUUUUUUGUGGUUUUUUUUUUCUUCUUGUUUUAGAUCCGUGUAUGCAGAGGAUUACGGUGGAUUCAGAGGAUUACUGUGGAUGAACUGGAUUUUUUUUUUCUUUUAAUAAAAUGGCUUACGAGGGCUGUUUGUUUUUUAAAAUAAAAUGUUUCCAAUUUUUAUUUUUUUCAAUUGAAUUUUUAGGCUUCGGCCUCUUUCACACUAUGAAAUAGUUCCGUUUAGGAACUUCCAU